AUGUUUAAAUUCAAGAAUAAAUUGAAAUUUGGUUCAUCAGAGAAACAACAAACACCACCACCGUCAUCAAAUUCACAAUCUAAUACUCCUUUAUCUUCGAGUACUUCACCAAAUCCUGAACAACAAAGAAAUUCAUCCGAUUCAAGAAAAACAUUAAAUGGUCAAGAUUUAUCAAAUGAUUUUAAUAAAUUAUCAGUUUCAGAUAGACAAACUCCAUCAACUUCAGAAUCUUCAUAUAACUCUCCGUCUUCACAAACUACAGCUACUUCGGAACAAACUCCAAUUGAUUCUUCCCCCGGUUUAUUAACUGUUAAAAUUUAUGGUUCACAAAAUAUUCAAUUACCUAUUAAAAUAAACAAUUCAAAACAAAUACUUCAUGCGCUAGCUGUUAAUUCAAAUGAUCAAGUAAUUGGUCAACAAUUAUUAAAUAAUUUAAAUCAUUUAGAAAAAGAAUCUCAUGAAGAUUAUUUACCUGGUUUAAGAGCUAGUAAUUAUUUACCUGCAAUUAUAACAAUACCAAAUGCUGAAAAUUUAGUUAAAUCUUUAUUAUAUUUAACUAUAGAAUUUGAUAAUAAUGUUUUAGUUAUUGAACCUCAAAAAGGGACGGUUUCACAAUCUACAUGGAAUCAAGUAGUUUCAUUUGAUGUAACUAAAAAAUCGCAAGACCAACCCUCCUUAAAUUUAAAUUUAUUUAUUAGAUUACCAAAUAUGUUAAUACCCGAAAGUGAAAAAAUUGAUAAAAAAUACCUCUUUUCAAAUUUUCAAUCUGAUCAAAAUAAUAUUGGUGAUCUAUUAAUAGGUACUUUGAAACUACCAUUAAAUUUAAAACAUCAACAACAAGUAAGAUUAAUACAUCAUGAAUAUUUACAAUUUUUAACUCAUUCUAAUGUACAAGAUUUAUCAUCAGCUAUUGGUGAAUUAAUGGUGACUAUAGAUUAUAAAAGUAUGACAAAAAAGCAUUUAUCAAUUGAAGAUUUUGAUUUAUUAAAAGUUAUAGGAAAAGGAUCAUUUGGUAAAGUUAUGCAAGUGAUUAAAAAAGAUACAAAACAAAUAUAUGCAUUGAAGACACUUCGAAAAAGUCAUUUAGUUUCAAGAAUGGAAGUAACGCAUACAAUGGCUGAAAGAAGUGUAUUAGCUAGAGUUAACAAUCCAUUUAUAGUUCCACUUAAAUUUAGUUUUCAAAGUAAUGAAAAAUUAUAUUUAGUAUUAUCAUUUAUCAAUGGUGGUGAAUUAUUUUAUCAUUUACAAAGAGAAGGGAAAUUUAGUAUGGAUCGUUCUAGAUUUUAUAUUGCUGAAUUGCUUUCGGCAUUAUCAAGUCUUCAUGAAAUGAAUGUUAUUUAUAGAGAUUUAAAACCAGAAAACAUCUUACUUGAUUAUCAAGGACAUAUAUCAUUAUGUGAUUUUGGUCUUUGUAAAUUAAAUAUGACUCAAGAUGCAACUACAAGAACUUUUUGUGGUACUAAUGAAUAUUUAGCUCCUGAAUUAUUAUUAAAUCAAGGUUAUACUAGAUCAGUUGAUUAUUGGACUCUUGGCACUUUAUUAUAUGAAAUGUUGACUGGUUUACCACCCUUUUAUGAUGAUGUGAUAAAUGAAAUGUAUCAAAAAAUAUUGAAAAAUCCAUUAAAAUUUCCAAAUUUUUUAUUAAAUACUGAUGUACAAGAUUUAUUAGAGAAAUUAUUACAAAAAGAUCCAUCAAAAAGAUUAGCAGAUUCAAAUGUAAUAAAGAAUCAUCAAUUUUUUAAAGAUAUAGAUUGGGUUAAACUUUAUAAUAAAAGUUAUUUACCACCUUUCAAACCAAAUGUUGAAAAUUUAUUAGAUACAAGUAAUUUUGAUCAAGAAUUUACAAAUGAAAAACCACAAGAUUCAGUAGUGGAAGAUUUCUUGUCGGAAUCCGUACAGAAACAAUUUGGAGGUUGGACUUAUAAUGGCGAUUCUAAUUUAAACUAA
This is a messenger RNA of Insectozyma verbasci, 1947 nucleotides long. The record is from the annotation of a GenBank genome assembly. NCBI's taxonomy places the organism in Eukaryota, Fungi, Ascomycota, Pichiomycetes, Serinales, Debaryomycetaceae.